Messenger RNA from Silurus meridionalis, 1559 nucleotides. It is a transcript of the gene hsd3b1, whose product is annotated as hydroxy-delta-5-steroid dehydrogenase, 3 beta- and steroid delta-isomerase 1. Gene Ontology annotation, biological process: steroid biosynthetic process. Gene Ontology annotation, molecular function: 3-beta-hydroxy-Delta5-steroid dehydrogenase (NAD+) activity. The transcript has 3 exons. The record is from RefSeq and is a predicted model, not a curated record. NCBI's taxonomy places the organism in Eukaryota, Metazoa, Chordata, Actinopteri, Siluriformes, Siluridae. Bases 110 to 1234 code for a protein of 374 amino acids.
UCCCUUUUUAUCGCUCUGCCUUCAGACAUCAGCGGUUCUCAUCACUGGGUGUCUCAGCAAUCUUUUUCUCCUUGUCUCUGAAACAUUCUAGGCAGCAAAACCUGUAGUUAUGUCUUUUACUGGCGAUGUGUGUGUGGUAACAGGGGCAUGUGGCUUUCUUGGAGGAAAGCUAGUUAAGCUUUUACUAGAGGAGGAGAAUCUGGCAGAGAUUCGACUGUUAGACCUAUGUAUUCGACCUGAACUCAUACAGUCACUAGAAGAAUGCCAGGGUGAAACAAAACUGAGUACAUUUGAAGGCGACAUCAGGGACAGUGACCUACUGAAGAAAGUAUGUAAAGGAGCAUCUAUCAUUUUCCACACUGCCUCUCUCAUCGAUGUCACUGGAGCUAAGAGCUACAGUGAACUGCACGGAAUAAAUGUCAAAGGUACCAAAUUGCUUCUCGAGGCAUGUAUCCAGGAGAAUGUUGCUUCAUUUAUAUACACUAGUAGCAUUGAGGUUGCUGGUCCAAAUCAUCGUGGUGACCCAGUCAUCAAUGGCAAUGAGGACACUGUGUACAACUCUUACUUAAAGUUUCCCUACAGCCAGACCAAAAAAGAAGCUGAGCAGCUUUGUCUUAAUGCCCAGGAUGAAAUACUUCAAAAUGGGGGCCGGCUGGCUACCUGUGUUCUCAGGCCAAUGUAUAUAUAUGGAGAGGGCUGCCGUUUUACUUUAGGCCAUAUGAGGGAUGGAAUUCAGAAUGGCGAUGUGUUACUGAGGACUUCACGACGUGAAGCUGUAGUCAAUCCUGUUUAUGUGGGAAACGCAACUCUUGCACAUCUGCAGGCUGCACGAGCACUGAGAGAUCCAGAGAAGAGAGCUGUGGUUGGGGGAAACUUUUACUACAUCUCAGAUGACACUCCACCUGUCAGCUAUUCUGACUUCAACCAUGCUGUCCUGUUACCACUUGGCUUCAGCAUACAGGAGAGACUCCUUCUACCUUUCUCCAUUCUGUACCUCCUCUGCUUCCUCAUGGAGGUGGUCCAACUUGUGCUCCGUCCCUUUCUUCGCUUCGCUCCACCACUGAAUAGGCAGCUCCUGAUAAUGCUAAACACACCUUUCACCUUCUCUUAUCAAAAGGCCCACCGAGAUCUGGGAUACACUCCUCGUUAUAACUGGGCAGAGGCACGUAAACGUACUACUGAUUGGUUAGCAUCUGUCUUACCCGGAGAAAGACAAAAAAUCAAUAUGAAAUAAAAAUUCAUAAUUGAGUUCGGUAAUUAUCUACUUUUUGUUUUGAUAGAAUAAAAUAGAAUUUGACUGCUUUAUAUCUCAUUCCUGUUUAGAAGAUACCUGCAGAAACUUAAUAAAAAAUAAAUAAAGAAAGAAUUAUUCAAAUCAUAUCAAGAAACCAAAGAAACAAAAUUAAGAUUUUUUUUUUUUUUUUACCAUGAUUGUUUUAUUUUGAUCCAAAAUGUGGACUAUGUAAAAUGUGUAAUCAGUUUUGUUAUUUGAAUGAUUUACCUUUAUUUGACAUAAUGUAAUCAGUGCAAAAAUGCAAUCAAUAAAGAUAAACACUGUA